This is a messenger RNA of Exophiala aquamarina CBS 119918, 954 nucleotides long. RefSeq lists its product as uncharacterized. Lineage: Eukaryota; Fungi; Ascomycota; Eurotiomycetes; Chaetothyriales; Herpotrichiellaceae. The transcript has 2 exons. Bases 1 to 954 code for a protein of 317 amino acids. The record is from RefSeq and is a predicted model, not a curated record.
AUGGCCAGCUCGGGAACCAAAGUCGCUGUAGUAGGGCCCAACGGGAUCCUGGGCGCACCUGUCAUCAAGCAAUUACUCGCAUCAGGAUUCGCUCUCACGCUGAUAACUCGAGAUGCAACCAAGACAGCACAAAAACUGAGCUCGAAUAUCUCAGCAGAUGCUCGGGCAAAGGUGAAGAUUGAGGAGGUCGACUUUUCCUCGGCCAAGUCUCUCGCUCCGGUACUAAGAGGCCAUGACAGCGUGGUGGUUCUCACAGGCCGAGACGAGCUCGAGCCACAAAAACAAGUCAUUGAUGCGGCAAUCGAAGCAGGCGUCGAACAAAUCAUCCCUUCUUCUUUUGGGGUCGACUCAACCAUUCCCGAAAUCCGCGCCCUUCCCAGUAUAGCAGUGAAAAUCAAGAUGGAAGACUACCUGCUGUCCAAGAUCUCAAGUCCAGAUACGAGUACGAGUUAUACUAUCAUCCAGACUGGCCUGUUCUUGGAUUGGGCAUUGGGUGUUGGUAUGCUGGUCAAUAUACUUGGCAAGGGAGACCAGCCUACCAUGCUCUUUGACAACGGUGAUGUGAAGCUCAGCACGACCCACGUGGACGACAUUGCGAGAGCAGUCGCAACUGCAGUCGAGCACCGCAAAGAUGAGAAGUUCAAGAACAAAAUGCUGUUCACUAACACCUUUGCUGGGACACAGAAUGAUUUCAUCGCUUGUGCUAAAGAGCUGGAACCAGGAAAACCAUGGCCAAUGAUCAAGGUCGAUACGGCGGCGGCAAAAAGGAAGAGUGAAGAGGCAUUGGAAAGGGGUGAUACUUCCCCCGAAGCGAUGAGAGGCUUCAUUGUGAGAAGCAGCUUUGGAGAUGGACUUGGACUAUUCUCUAAUGUUGAUAACGAGCUUCUUGGCGUCAAGGAGCGGGAUACUGCGUACCUCAAAGAGCUUCUGGCCGAGUUUCUGCGUAGGGAGUAA